UGGUUCGAGCGUCGCUGCCUGACGCCUUUGGCGGGCGAUGAAUGGAGCCACCGUAACCAGUCUUUCGGUAGGCUUUGGACCAUCAACAGCGGAUCAGCGGAUAGGCGCGGACUUUCGAGGCAUGUGUUGAAAACGGAUUCAGAAUCGUUUUUCUCAGUGAUGACGAAACACUACUGUUUUAUUUGACACCAGUUUUAGAAAGUCAGAUUCGGGGAUCGUUAUCUUUACCAGUCAGUAAAACAGUUGGAAAAUUCGCGUGUUAUUGAUUUAGCGGUAACAAGAACCGGCACCGGGGUGGUUAAUUUUAACCCGCACAAAGGCGGAAAAGUUGAUUAGAAAAAUUGGCGCACCAUUUGAAGCUGUCGGUUUUGCAUGCGGCGUGAAUACGGUUAUGCUUGACAAAGAACAAUGCCGAAGGAAAGUGAAUAUGGCAUCAUGUUACACUGGCAGCAGCUAUUAAUUAUUACAGCAACUGGACUGUGAGUGGUUUUUAACACCGUGUGGAAUAAGUGUUAAUAAAAAAAGAAGUGAAUACUAGCACAAACAGUUUUGCGAGGCAGCUUUGUGAGCAAUCGACGACGGUGUCUUGCUGUGCACGUGAGCAUAGAAGAAAAUCACCAAAAAAACCGCGUCGAGCUAUGCUGGGAAUGCAAUUUCUCCACAGCCUUGUGUGAACGACGACGGAGUGGAAAAGGAUCCGUUCAGUGUUUGUUAUUGUAUUCUUUUUUUAUCAUAUUCGGUCAGAGCUGUUGAGUGGUGAAAUUCUACCUUUUUUUUUUGUUUCAUCCCAAAACGACAACGAGUCGGUAGUUUGCACAAACCAAAAUGAAGAUGCGAGUGUUUAACAGGAUGAAACUGGUACCGCUGCUGGCGGUGCUGCUGUGCUCCGUGAUGAAUAAAUGUUCUUUUGCCGAACCGGAACUGACGGCUUCGUCGGUGGUGUCAACGGCCGAUUCGACAUCGUUACCGCAGGCACAGCUGGAAGCUGACGAGCAGGAUGAGGAUUCGACGGAUAUUGCUACGGCGGAAAGCGCUCACCAACCGCAGACCUACUUCUUAACGACGAUCCCCGUGCAGCCGCUGGAUUACGAAAUGGUAUCGAUAACACCGUUUGAUGGGCUUGACGGCCGGAGACGACGCCGGCUAGGUAGGAAGCGCAAGCGGAGGCCACUGCCGGACGACUAUUGGCAAGGUAGUCCACGAGAGGUUGAACCGGAAAUGAUCUACCGAGGGACUGACACGGUAGGAACCUUUACCCAAACCGAUAGAAAGCGAACUUAUCCCCGGUGGGAAGCAAAUGGCAGUGGAACCAGUGUUCGUCCCCGACCCGAUCGGUGGGCCAAUCCAUAUAGCGAUGCAAUUGAUCCGAGUAAUCCACCGCCACGCCCGAGACCAUACGAAACAUUCAACAGAGGCAGAGAGAAUUUUCCUCCUAUUGAAGGCAAUAGGCAAAGAAGACUCCCCAGGCCAGAAGAACAACAGCCAACCAGUACCUCCGGGUAUAAAGCUUAUCGAAAACCGUAUUCUCAAGCGAAACGAGUGGAAGAGGACGGCAGUUCGUCCGUUGAAAACGGUAAGAAUGCGACAGCCGACUUGAAGGCACUACUCAAGCAAUCCGACGGACUCAGUCUCAGCGAAAUUCUUCAGCAGCGCAACAUCUCUCUGCAGGAUCUCAUUAAAGGGAAGCAAAUGGCUUUAGCCGCCUUAACUCAAAGCCCGUUGGAUGUUGCCACAGUAACGGAGGCUGAAAACGAAAUAACAUCUGCCGAGCCGACACUUUCCGGUGUGAGAUUAAAAGUGGUGCAGAAUGACACAAAGCCGGACUAUCAUGAUAUAAAAACCAUUAAAAGAAUCCCUGUGUUCUCACCGUCUGCAGCGCCAGUCAUGGCUAGUGAAAGCACAGCAAUUGGAUCAACAACCACAGCAACACCAACUCAGCUUCCACCUUCCGCUCAGGCUCAAGACGAAACUAAUUCCGUCGAAGACAUCAUCACAUUAGAGAACGUCGGAAGCAGUAACGAUAACGUCGCAAUAUUCCCCACAGUAGAGAUCAAGCAACUCGCCCUCAACCCUGUACUGCCCACGGUCAAAGACGAACGCUUGCGACCAAUCAAAGGUGUUGCAUCGCGAAUACGGCCCGAUCUGAGCAAUUCCAACAUCCGAACGGAAGAAGUAUUCUCGGCCACAAGAAAACGCUACGAAAACGCAAAAUCGUACGCAACAGCCGAACCGUGGCGUUCAUCAACCACCAGCCCGCCGAGCUCAACCGCCCGGGAACGAUGGACCCCCUCACCAGGACUGUACGAAAAACGCGAACAGUUUUUGCAAAAACUCAAUCAAAACAAAGUACGCAAUCGUGUACCGUUCACGCUUUCCACCGAAAGCAACAACGAACCGCCUCCCGAAGAGCACACGGAUGCCAUUCUGCUCAACACCGAACCAUUCGUGCAAACAUCGUCCGAGCGCACGUUGAUGCGACUUCCGGUGGUCAGAAACCGGCUGUCGAUAAAACCAAAACUCCGCAGUCCACCACCUUCUCCGCCGUCUUCGUCAACAACGCAAUCGCAAUUGCAAUCGCAGUCUGCGGAAAGUGCCAUCAGCCUUGCCGAUGUGGAGUUCCACGACGAGCCGGAGAAUGUCACCAAACUACUGGAAACCGAGCAACCUGAACUGAACAUCAUCGAAAAGUUCACCUCAUUUGAAGACACCAAAGCUAGCAGCGAACCGGAACCUGUCCUGGAUUCGUUCGAACCAACCACAACAAAGGACGACGACCAGCUCAGCGAGGAUGACAUAAUAGAACGCAUCAACCAGAAUACACAGCGAUCGUUCACGGACAGUUUGGAGGAAUACAUCCGCGAUGUAACCGAAAGUAAUCCUUCGUUGUUCAAUGACCUUGGACCGCUCACUCUUUCGGAUGAUCGACGAGAAAUCCUAGAGCUAAUGGAGGACCGACGGAUCGGGGCACGGCUGGCAAAAGUAUUGUCUCAGCGAAACAUGACUCUGGACGAACUUCUGGAGCACCGAAAACGUGGCUCCAGUCAGCUACAUUUGUCCGAAAUCAUCAACAACAAGGUAAAACCGAUCGAGGAAAAGAUGGAUAUCGUCACGGCCUUCGAGCAUUUCCCACGAUUCAACAUAGGAAACCUACGAAGCAUACGGCCGGAUGACAUCAAACAAGAUUCGCAAGGUUUCAGCUACUUCACGUCGAUCAUCAGCAUCCGGCCAACGGAUGAGAUAUACAAAGAGGGUCGCUCGAUGCAGGACAACCAUCAGCGAGAGCACAAAUUUAUCGACUGGAAGCUCGCGCACACGCAUACCGGCGGCAAUCACAAAAUGGAGGGCGGUCAUUUUUUAGGUAACGGCGGACUGAAGGGCAGUGGGCUGAUCUCCCCUUCGCGUAUGUCCGCCGAUGCAGAGUUCGACAGCGGCGACGAUCGGCCACCGAGCAGCGAUUUGCUAGAUCUGGAACUGACCGGGCACGGGUUCAACCAUCGGCACACGGUCACGAUCGAGAGCGCCUCGAUGCCGCUGGGUGUCCGGUCGGCCAUAGUGGCCAGUGCCUGCAUCGUUGGUGUUUCGUUGGCGGUGUUUGCGCUCAUCUUUGUGGUCUGCCGCUGGCGACAGAGACGAAGGAACAAGCUCAACUACACGGAAAACUUUCACAUGGCCAAAGGCAAACUGCCGAUGAUGCACACGGAAGUACUGAAAACACCUCUCAACGAUUAUCACCAACAGCAACAGCAGCAGCCGUCGCAGCAGCAGCAGCAGCACCAGCAACACCAGCAACAACAGAUGGUUUACAGCACAGGCCAGCACAGUCUACAGCUACAGCGGAGCGACAGCAAAGUCAACACGAUGAAUCCCAACUCGGUCGAAGUGCAGGACUAUCUGUGGGAUACGAUGCGAAAACCGUUCCAGUAGGCGGCGCGGUAUUGGAAGAUGCCGGGGGAGUUUUGCGGUUACCCUAGGGAAUCGCAAUUGAAGCAAGCCAUACGUACCGGAGGAGGAAUAGAGAACCCGAGUCCAGUGGACCGUAAAACAUCUCUUUGAAUUUUCUACACAUGCCAAAGCCGAGCCUGAGGCAGCCGUUUUCCACAACAAAAAGGAAAGGAAAACUCCUUCCAACCUACACCCACCAUAGUUUGCCCUCCAGCAUCAACUAUUGUUUCGGUUACUCUGUGUGCGGUUGGCUAAUUGAUAAAAAUCUUCAUAUCGAGAAGCUGCCGUAGUAAAAUCUCCUGAAUAAAAUUAUGAACAAAAGCGAAACACAAACUUCCGUCUUAACGAGGCGGACUAAGCCGACCAGGGCGAGCGAGAGAGAGAGGUAAAACACCAGUACAUGACAGAUGAUUGAUGGUGCAGUCAAUGUGAUAGGUAUACAGAUUUGCCUAUAAUGCUGCUGUUGUUAAGUCGAUUUGCCUUCCAUUUUCGCCCCGCAGUAUGAACUGAAUGUUUUAUCGAUGGAAAAGUGUUGGAAAAAUGAAAGAUACGAUUAGCUCAGCACUAGAGAAUGCAACAAAAAAAAAACAAAGAAAAACACAAAACCAAUUGUUAAGAUACUAGCAAAGUAAGUUUCAAUUGUGCAAUACAACACUACGAUACGAUAGAAAUAGUUAAUGAAUACAAAUCUGCAUGGCAACAUCGUAGAUGUGUACCAUGAUGUCUAGUAACCAGAAAGCAAAUGCAAAGAAAAAAAACAAUACAUUUUAAUUUAGCACUAGCGAUAAUUUAUAAUUAACAAGUAGCGUUAAUAGCCAUUCAUGUAAGCUAAUUAGCGGUAACAUAUCUUAAGGAUUACUUAAACAGGUGCAAACGAGAAGCGCAGUCAUUACUCCAAACUUUUUUCGAAUGCUAGAAAACGAUAUCGUGUGUAAGAUAUAAUGAUAGAAACGGGCGCGCAAAAAAAACAGGCACUGCUAGAGUUCAGCAAUUGAAUUUUCGUAAAUUAUUCAGUUCACCACGACGUCAGUCAGCAUUACGAAAAAAAAACCUUUUCUCCGCAUUAUUUCAUAUAAUAUUUAAUUAAAUUAAGCCAGAACGAGAUCAAUUGUAUUUAAAUGCAACAAUACACAAGCCGGUUGAAAAAUGAGCCGUAGAAAUCCCCUCGGGAGUA
Messenger RNA from Sabethes cyaneus, 5116 nucleotides. RefSeq lists its product as uncharacterized. The transcript is spliced from 3 exons. The record is from RefSeq and is a predicted model, not a curated record. Lineage: Eukaryota; Metazoa; Arthropoda; Insecta; Diptera; Culicidae. Bases 826 to 3924 code for a protein of 1032 amino acids.